AUGCGUUCCUUCGUCGCCGCUGCUCUCUUCGCGGGUGCCAUGGCCCUGCCCAACCCUGACAAGACCGUCUGGCAGACCGACGUUGUCACCGUCACCUCGUGCGGCCCUAAUGUCUCCAGCUGCCCGGGCAAGUCCACGUCGAUGCCCAGCGCCUCCAGCUACCCAGUGUCCGCCUCCUCGACCGCAGACCACAAGGCGACCUCCUCUGCCGUUGAGAUGACGACCAGCACCAUCUACGCCACCUCGAUGGUGACCAUCACCUCGUGCGGCGCCCACGUCCCGAGCUGCCCCGCCGGCAGCACCGUCGUCAAGACUGUCACCAUCCCGGUCUCGACCACCGUCUGCCCGGUGACCACCACCCCGGCCGCCCACCCGUCCAGCUCCAUGCCGUACCACCCAAGCAGCGCCGGCUACCCCAAGGAGUCGAGCUCCGCAGCCUGCCACCCGGGCUCCCCCGGCUGCCCACCAGUCGCCAGCAGCUCUGCCUACUGCCACCCAGGUAGCCCAGGCUGCCCGCCCGUGGCUAGCAGCUCGCACCCGGCUUCGCCAUCCAGCUCCAGCCGUGCCUGCCACCCGGGCACCCCGGGCUGCCCGCCAGUUGCCAGCAGCUCUGCCUCUGCCUGCCACCCAGGUUCCCCCGGCUGCCCGCCCGCACACCCGACCGGCACCGCCCCGGCCUGCCACCCCGGCUCGUACGGCUGCCCGCCAGUCGCUAGCAGCUCCGCCCCGGCCUACCCGACUGGCUCUGCUCCGGCUUGCCACCCGGGUUCCCCUGGCUGCCCGGCUUACCCGUCUGGCACUGGCUCUUACUAUGUUCCUAGCGGCACUGGCUCCCCAGUCAAGCCCUCCACCCCGGCCCAGUUCACCGGCGCUGCCAGCCACAUCAAGGCUGGUGCGCUUGUUGGCGCUGGUGCCAUCGCUGCUCUGUUCUUGUAA
Molecule: messenger RNA, 936 nt
Organism: Coniosporium apollinis CBS 100218
Lineage: Eukaryota; Fungi; Ascomycota; Dothideomycetes
Exons: 3
Coding region: 1-936 (311 amino acids)
Source: RefSeq, a predicted model, not a curated record